This is a messenger RNA of Drosophila elegans, 546 nucleotides long. RefSeq lists its product as uncharacterized. The transcript is spliced from 3 exons. NCBI's taxonomy places the organism in Eukaryota, Metazoa, Arthropoda, Insecta, Diptera, Drosophilidae. The coding region runs from base 1 to 546 and encodes 181 amino acids. The record is from RefSeq and is a predicted model, not a curated record.
AUGAAAAAUCAUAUAUUGAAUUUAUUUCUACCCAUACUGAUCAUUUUGUAUGGGACCGAUGGAAAAGUUUUCCGAGUCAGCAAAAUGGAGUGCCGAUCUUUGGAUCCUUCGUUCACAUAUUUUGAAACUUGUAAAUUGACGCGCAGGGAAAAUGGGCGAUCCUCUCUUUAUGUCAACCAGGUGAUACUCUAUAAAGAUCCUAUUAAUGACAUCAUUUUCAACCUGGGAGGUUUCAAAACAGUCAAAAAUCGUCGCUUUCAAUUUCUAAACGAGACCUUGGACUACUGUGUUUUAGGACAACUGCUUUUAGCCAAUAGAUAUUUUAGAUUUCUGAUGACGCCGUUGAUGAGAUUUUCGAAUAUAAACGGCACCUGUCCUAUUCAGCAACACAUAAUUGUCAACGGUUUUUCUGUCGAUGAAAACACAGUUAAGGAGAUUCCAAUCCCGAACGGUGUUUAUAUGUUUCAAUUGCGAACAUCUUUGAUGAAAAAAUGGAGAACGGUCAUAAGAGUCUAUGCCACUCGAGUUGACAAAUAUUCUGAGUAA